CUGAGAUGUCUGAUUGCUACAUAGACCUGCUCAUUGGUUGAAGACCAGACGCAGUGCUAGGUUGUGGCUAGUCUGCGAAAGCCUAGUCAUGCUGGCUGUAUGCUGGCGAAAAGAGCACUGCUGUUGUCCAGACCUUCAAAUGAUAGGAAGGAGCGGAUUUUCCUGUUGCUGUUAAGUGCAAACCUGCAUGACCAGGUGAAUAGCUUCUUGCUCUAAAUUUUGAGAGAACUUGAUCCAUCAUCAUCUCUCAUCCUCUUCAUCAUGAUGCUGCUUCUUCAUGUGCUGAUGCUGUCUCUUCUCUCCGGUGGUUCAGCCAAAGUUGUGCAGGAUUUUGAGACUGAAUGUGGUCAAUUUUUGGCAAAUGGAAAAUCACCAACAAGAUUUCCUGAUCCACAAUACAGGCAGAUCUGCCAAACUCUAGAUAAUGUUUAUUAUUAUGCCACAUUCUAUGACACUCACAACAGGAUCCCCGUGUACUCAGCCUACAAGUUUGAAGGGCUAAUGAACUGCACAAGACUAAAGGCGUGGUACAUUGAACCUCAACUUGAUGACAAUAAUGCAUCACCAAACAUGGAAUUCGAGAAUGGUGUGGAAAUACAAGGACUUGGAGACCGUCAAGCUCUCAAUAGAGACUAUGAGAGGUCUGGCUAUGACAAAGGUCAUCUGGCACCAGUCUACCAGGCAAACUCACAGAGCUGUGCUAAUGCCACCUUCACUCUCACCAAUGCUGCUCCACAAAACCCCUCUUUUAACCGAGGCCAGUGGAAGGUACUAGAAAAAAAAAUUGCUGGAGAACUGUCCAAUCAAUGUCUACCGAAAAAGUAUUCUGUUUACAUUGUGGUUGGGGUGGUACCAGGUUCUGAAAUCAUAAACAAUAGAGUGAAAGUGCCUAGUCAUUUCUGGACUGCAUUCUGCUGCUUAGACAACAAUAAUAAAUGUCAGAUCUCAAGAGGGUUUAUUGGAAAGAAUGAGAACAUUCCUCCCAAAAACAAAACUGUGAAUGAUUUAGAGACAGAGUUGGCAACGCUUUAUAAUGUUGAUUCAUUUGAGUUGUUUGAUAAAUCUACAAAACUCCCACCGAAGAAACAAAGCGAUUCAGAAAAUGAAAAUAAGCUCUUUCAAAAUAAAGCACCAGCGAGCUAUUGUCUGAAAGAGAAACUUUAUCAAAUGUUUUCUUUGGUGUUGUUGUUAUUUCUGACUAAAUUAUUAUAACUGUUAGCGGAAUCAUGAAGAAAAUCCUGCUCAUGUUUUGAAAAGGUGUACUAGCAUGAUUGUGAAAACCCUUAAGAACUCCAGUUUUCCAAGAAUGUUUCAAUUCUUAGAUGUUUGAUUGUAAUUAAUAAUUGAAACAAUUAUAAUAUGUAUAAUGGAGUGCAUCAUAUA
This is a messenger RNA of Onychostoma macrolepis, 1383 nucleotides long. RefSeq names its product endonuclease domain-containing 1 protein-like. Gene Ontology annotation, molecular function: metal ion binding; nucleic acid binding; hydrolase activity. The record is from RefSeq and is a predicted model, not a curated record. Bases 262 to 1212 code for a protein of 316 amino acids. The transcript is spliced from 5 exons. NCBI's taxonomy places the organism in Eukaryota, Metazoa, Chordata, Actinopteri, Cypriniformes, Cyprinidae.